AUAAUCUAUUAAAGGACAACCCCCAGUGACAGAAAGGUAAACAGGUCUGCACCUGCUUCGUGUUUUAACAUUCAAAACGUUUCUUAUCUGUCACAUGUUCCAGUUUUCAGAUGCAUUUUGCCGCGCGUAAAACCAUGUGAGCAACAUGUUUAGUUUAGAAAACGCGAUUCUUUGUCGAAAUUUAGUCGAGACCGUGACCUUAUACCAAAAUGGCAAACCAUGAGCGGAACAAAAAUAUUUUACUGGAAUUUAUAAAGCUGCCGGACAACAGCCGGUGCGCGGACUGCGGGGCUCCUGAUCCAGAGUGGGCUUCCUCCACGCUGGGUGUGUUUGUGUGUCUGAACUGCUCUGGCAUCCACCGCAGCCUGUCCAGCCGGGUCAAAUCCAUAAAGCUGGACUUCUGGGAUGAUAAGAUGGUAGAGUUCAUGAAGUCCAAUGGCAAUGCCAAAAACCAAGCUUUGUACGAGAAAGCUGUUCCACCAUACUACUAUCAGCCCAAGGAAAGUGACUGUGUCGUCUUAAAAGAGCAGUGGAUUCGGGCUAAAUAUGAAAGGAUGGAAUUCACAGGAGAAACCAAGUAUCCACCACUAUCUUACACCACAGGUUUCUAUGAAGGGAUGCUUUGGAAGAAAGGGAAAGGGAACACACAGUUUCUGAAGAGGAAGUUCGUACUGUCAGAGAGAGAAUUUACUCUGACCUACUACAACAAGGAAAAUGAGUCCAAAGGCCCUAAAGCUUUAAUCUCCAUCAAGGACAUAAAUGCCACUUUCCAACCAGAGAAGAUUGGUCAUCCCAAUGGGCUGCAGAUCACCUACCAAGACGACGAUCACACCAGGAACCUCUAUGUCUAUCACGAGAGUCCUCAGGAAAUAGUGACAUGGUACAAUGCUAUUCGUGCUGCUCGCUAUGCAUACCUGAGGACAGCGUACCCCACUGGAAGGGAUGCAGAACUGAUACCAAAGAUAACAAGAAACUACCUCAAAGAGGGCUACAUGGAAAAGACAGGGCCAUUGCAAAAUGAGCCAUUCAAAAAGAGGUGGUUUGUUUUGGACUCUCAAAACAGGAAGCUCUACUUCAAAGGCCAGCUGGAUGCAGAGGAGUUAGUGGUUUUCAUCGGCACAGAGAAGAAAGGUUACGCUGUGAAGGAGUGUGUCCCAAAGCAUGCUCAGGGAAACAAGUGGAAGUGGGGUGUCAUGGUGGAGACGCCCAAGCGACAGUUUGUCUUCAUGUGCGAGCAGGACAGGGAGCAGAAGGAGUGGCUGGACGCCCUCAAACAGGUCCUGUCCAGACCCAUGUCUCCACUGCACCAUUGAAGCCAACCUCAAGUAUAAAAGAUGAACUACAGACAUGUAUGUGAACAGAAUCUCAGGAGGAAGACUGCAGGGUUUUAAAUCACUUUCAAAUACUGCAGUGAUCUGCUGUACCUGGGCCGUAUCAGCACUGAUUUAUUGCUCUGUAGAACUAGUGUCACUUGUUAUGACCCUGGGUCAUUAUUUCAUUUGUGUGCGGAUAUUUUUCCCUCCUCCUGUGAGAGUCUGUGUGGCUGUGUGUGUGUGAGUGAGCAGGUGGUGCCCGUUAGCU
Molecule: messenger RNA, 1581 nt
Organism: Trematomus bernacchii (emerald rockcod)
Lineage: Eukaryota; Metazoa; Chordata; Actinopteri; Perciformes; Nototheniidae
Product: arf-GAP with dual PH domain-containing protein 2-like
Biological process (GO): positive regulation of GTPase activity
Cellular component (GO): intracellular membrane-bounded organelle; plasma membrane
Molecular function (GO): GTPase activator activity; phosphatidylinositol bisphosphate binding
Source: RefSeq, a predicted model, not a curated record